UUUCGUUUGUGCAGCCAUCUCAAGCACUUUGAAGAAAACAGGCAAGCACUGAGACACCUCAAGGACAUCAUUGAUGAAAUGAAUAGCAAUAUUGAAUUUGUGCAGAAGCGCUCCGUGUGCUACAUCGGCGCCGGCAUGGGCCACAACUGCGAAUACGGCGAGGCGCUGGACUCGGCGUUCGCGGCGCGCAACCUGCUGGGCGACGACAACCCCGGCAAGCGCGGCCCGCUGCCCCUCGCGCCCGCCGGCGCCCCCUUCUAACCAGGUAAAUGGAUUGAAACGAAGCAAGCUGAAUGGUAUGGAUUAAGAAGAGUCACUAUCGCUGCUCUUGUGCUUUUGUUUCAAUCGCACAAGGAAAUAUCUGAUUAUUGUAUUUUCUAAUACAAGAGCAAUUGGAAUAAUGACACUGUCUCACUUCUUUCCAUGUUCGUAUUAUAGAACUGUAGAUAUGUCAUAAUGUAGAUAUUUGUCAAUAAAGGUAUUUCCGUAAA
Messenger RNA from Gryllus bimaculatus (two-spotted cricket), 491 nucleotides. The record is from the annotation of a GenBank genome assembly. Lineage: Eukaryota; Metazoa; Arthropoda; Insecta; Orthoptera; Gryllidae.